GCCCUGGCAACGCGCCGUUGCUAAGGGCGGCCGCCAUGGCGGCGCCGGGGCUUGGGGUCUUCUUCGUCCUUAUCCUCCUCCUCCUCCUUCCGCCGCCGCCGCUCCGGGCAGAAGAGCCGGCCGCGGAGCCCGCAGAUACUCACGAUGCCGCUCAGGCCCGGGCCCGCAUCGUGCCGGCCCCGGUUACGGACGUUGCCAAGCUGUGUGUCUGUGACCUGCUGGUGGCACAGUGUGACAUCAACUGCUGCUGCGACCCCGACUGCAGCGCUGAGGACUUCAGCCUCUUCACCACAUGCUCAGUUCCUGUGGUCACAGGUGACAGCCAGCUGUGUAGUCAGAAAGCUGCAGUAUAUUCUCUUGAUGUUGAAGCAAAUCCACCAGAAAGGAUAUUUAAAUUAAUUGACCAAGUCAAUCCCAGUAUUUUCUGCAUUCAUGCUACAAACUAUGAACAAGCCGUGUACCUGAAAUCCCCUGAAAUCCCAACUCCAGAAAAUUUUGAUCAGUUGCUUGACAAGUUUGGAGGUGCUACUUUCAGUGCUGAGCCUGACAGCUGGAAUUUGGAUACAGAUGCUCAAAAUCCCCCUGAUGCAAAUGAAACGUACAGAUAUGAGUAUGGUGUUCCUGUGCAGACAGAGGAUGCGUUUCUAAGGCUGCCAAGUCCUGUUGUUUCUUCUUGGUGCUCUGAUGCGAAUCCUGCAGGGUUUUUAGUAAACCAAGCCACAAAAUGCAUUAGAUCAGUAAGUGUGGAAAAAUGUGACAGCAUUCAAGCACUUAGCAUGUUGUUUUAUAUCAACUCCAGCAUUUUGGCAGUGCCCAAAUCAAGUCAGAUGGUGAAUAUUACUGUCCAGUCCAUUGUUGUCCAGGGUCAGAAUGGAAUGAGGACUUUACUGAACAGUAGUGACGUCCUAAGGCUCCCGAUGGUUUUGGAUGGACUUUGCAUCAAUGCAGUUCUUGGGGUGAAUUAUCACAUUACCCACACAGACACAGGAGAAAUAAUAGAAGCAGCUGCUGCUUUUGUCUUGGGGGCAAUUAGCAAAGAAGCACUUUCAAUAGAGCAGAGCUUCGAAAUCAGCUUCACUCAGGAAAAUACACAGCCAGUUCCUCUCAGUGGCAAUCCUGGUUAUGUUGUUGGGCUGCCUGUCAGAGCAGGAUUCCGGCCUCAAGGAUCUGGCAUCAUUCAGAGUAGUAACAAACACAGCCAACUCACCAUUCUGCAGAGCACAUCCACCCAGGACUGCCUGGCAGCACAGGGAGCCAGAGCCCCAGUAUUAUUUGGUUAUAACAUGAUAUCAGGCUGUAAGUUACGAAUUACAGCAGCUAUGAAAUGCCAGCCUUUGGCUCAGACCCUCCUUGAUGUGCUGAAGGGCCAAAGCUUUCCUGAGUACGUGGCCUCAUUUGGGAAUUCUCAAGCCCAGGAUGUGCUCGACUGGGUGCCAAUAACUCAGCUCCACAUCUCAGAACAGGAACCAACUGGAGAAAAAAAAUGGGGCUGGGAAUGCAGAAAGAAGCUGGAGGGAACUCAUGGAAUAUUCAGAGGAGGAGUUUCACUCUUGCUGUGGAAGUUAUUUUUAACCUUGCAGAGCUCAUGCCAAAUACCAGUGUCACUGGGAAUAGAAGUGAAGUGGACUAAAUACGGAUCCCUGGUCAAUCCACAAGCCAGGAUAGUGAAUGUCACAGCCACAAUCACUACCACCACACUGAAGCAGCUUCCCUCAGGAAGGGAAAGGAUUAUUCCUAUAACAAGUUCUGUGGUUUUCACUGACAUCUCUUCACCUGCAGAGCCAGGCUACAAAGCUUGGCCCACCAUUAACAUCAAGUUACCCUUUGAUUUUUUCUAUCCAUUUGUCUAAGUUGUAGAUACUGGGCUAAAAUUGCCCAGGAGAGGAAGGGUGAGACCUUAUGAAAACCUCAGAAGGGUUAGGGUGAAGAAACCCCCAUGAGGUGGAAAGUAUCCAAUUAUAACUCUGCAAAGAGGUAAAAGGUCCGUUUGAACUUGCUGGUGCCUCUGGACCAGUCACAGCCACCACUCCUCCAGCACGUGGGAUCCAGCCCCAGCCUGCCCAGCAGAGGCAGGAGGGGAAGGGAAGAGCACAGGGACACACAGGGAAAGCAGGUUCAUUAUCCCAUAACAGCAGAGCUAAAUUGCUGAUUAAAGUCAUCAUGUGCUAUUAGAUAAGGCCUCUGCUUUAUCUCCUUUCAUAGAUGAAUAAGCCACAUAUUUCUGGCUAUUUUUCCUGUCCCACAAAUUAAUUACCUUCCUUUAAAAAUCUGAACAGUUGAGUUGUGCUUUGAGCAAAGCUCAGUGACCCUUCCAGCUGAGUGGGGCUGAAAUCCAUUGGAGACACCUGCUGCAGUCACCAGCUCUCAGAAUUCCCACUUCUUAAACCUCACUCUUCAGCUCUCAAACAGCCUCUCCACAGGGACACUCUAAUACCUGAAAAAGUUCAAACACCAGCCUGGCCCUUUAGAAUUUGCUUUUUCGUGGCUUUUCUGGAGUCUGACUGUUCCCAGUGGUGCACUCACCUACAUCUGUUCU
This is a messenger RNA of Corvus hawaiiensis (hawaiian crow), 2536 nucleotides long. It is a transcript of the gene TCTN1, whose product is annotated as tectonic family member 1. NCBI's taxonomy places the organism in Eukaryota, Metazoa, Chordata, Aves, Passeriformes, Corvidae. Bases 36 to 1850 code for a protein of 604 amino acids. Gene Ontology annotation, cellular component: MKS complex. The transcript has 16 exons. Gene Ontology annotation, biological process: cilium assembly; protein localization to ciliary transition zone. The record is from RefSeq and is a predicted model, not a curated record.